Oppiella nova is the source of this 1077-nucleotide messenger RNA. The record is from the annotation of a GenBank genome assembly. NCBI's taxonomy places the organism in Eukaryota, Metazoa, Arthropoda, Arachnida, Sarcoptiformes, Oppiidae.
AUGGAUGAAGAGCCGAUCGACGCGACGGUUAACAUAAAGCGUUUGGAGAAGAACUUAAUGGCGCCGAACGGGAGGGACGGGAGGGAGAAGUUGUCCUCAAAUCGCAACCCAAAUAAGUUCGACACAAAUAGCGACAGAUACGGCUCCACAAACGGACCCAACGGAGGGUCGGCCGGUCAGCAGACGGGUGGCCCUCAACUGUCUCCGACCUCAUUCGCGACGGCAGCCGCAGCCCUGGCCACUGCCGCCGCCGCUAACGGUAUAUCUGUCAACCAAUUGCUGACACAGCUGAUGGCACAGGCAGGUCAACAGCAAAUGCUACUGCAGGCCGCCUUAGCUCAACAGUUACAACAGGCGUCCAAAUUGAGACAGAUGGGACCGCAAGAAUCACGUUUCAAUCAAUUGUUGAAAAACGUGAGCUCACAGUCCCAACAGUCCAUCGACGGCACCGGUAACCAGUUGUCGCACACCUCCAACAACACCUCUUCAGGCCACGGCAGCCAUAAUGAGACACAACAGCACCAGUCGUCGCACCAACAGUCUAGUGGUGGCCAACAGUCUGACCACCAGUCAUCCAAUCACUCGCAACAUCACCACAACAGCUCCGGUGCCGUCAAUAAUGGUACCAAUCAUUUGCAGUCGACUCACAGCACCACUCAUAACAAGAUCAGUACAAAAAGUUUCGCCAAUAGUUUCACCAAUAGUACCAAUAACCUCACGAAUAGUAACAACACGUCAACCCUACUCAACACACACCCGCCGCUCAAAGCGGUCGCCACCCGACCCACGGAUCCCAACCCCGACGAGAUGGCAGACCUCUAUGAGUUGGAACAGUUCGCCAAGACUUUCAAACAGCGACGGAUCAAAUUAGGCUUCACUCAGGGAGACGUAGGUCUAGUUAUGGGUAAACUAUACGGCAAUGACUUGAGUCAGACCACGAUAUCGCGGUUCGAGUUGUUGGACCUAUCCUUCAAAAACAUGUGGGAAUUGAAACCAUUGCUCCAGAGAUGGCUCGAAGACGCCGAAGCCUCACUCAAUAAUCCAAUGGCAUUUCAACUGAGAGGUAUAACACAUUAA